This is a messenger RNA of Anopheles cruzii, 4757 nucleotides long. RefSeq lists its product as uncharacterized. Gene Ontology annotation, cellular component: membrane; cytoplasm. The transcript has 4 exons. The record is from RefSeq and is a predicted model, not a curated record. Bases 64 to 4641 code for a protein of 1525 amino acids. Lineage: Eukaryota; Metazoa; Arthropoda; Insecta; Diptera; Culicidae. Gene Ontology annotation, biological process: protein folding in endoplasmic reticulum.
CCGCGACAGUUCACCCGGCGCCCCGUUUACAAAUGCAAAUGUCGCCUGGAUCGUAGAAUAAGAAUGAAGCCAAGCUUAUGCUAUACGUACUGCACCCUCUUCCUGGUGUUCCUGGUAUCCAGUUGCACGCUCUUCAUCAUAGUUGCCUCAGAUGCUCUGAAGCCAACGAUCGACAAAUCAGAGCGACAACACGACUUGCAUCCGCCAGAUGCUAGAACGGUGUCAAAUCCGGGGGAUCCCGUAGCGGGUGAAAAUUCCGCGAACGCGGCCAGCUUCACCGAGACAUCCUCUGAGGUGGCCGGACGGAAAGCAGCGCUGCGCGGAAGGCCAAACACGGUGCUGCAUACCGAAUCGUCUGCGGUGCAUUCAAAUGCCAAAAUUACCAAACCUCUGAAGCGUCCCUCACACGGCAGAAGGGAGAAAAAUACGCCCAAGAAGGACAUUCUCAUCGAAAAGCCGAACCUUCACGGCGAGCCUCCAGAUCUGAAGGAUGUUAUCUUUUUGGAGACCAUCUCGAAGAAUGUAGGAAUCACGAAUAGCGGGUUACAAGACAUUCCAGGCCCACAAUCGGUCGUUACGCUGGUGGACCAUCAGCGUCGCGAGCUGAGCAGUAUCGAGAACAAGCUGGAGGAGAAUCUGGAGGCCACACUCAAAAACUUGUCUCACAACAUUCACCCCGUUCCGGUGCCACAGACCGUCGUUCCGCCGCUGCUGCAGCACGGUGAAUCGGAACAGCUUCGGGAGCUUCCAACCGAGGCCAGCAAUCGAACACUCGAACAGGCGAACGGGACCGAAGCAUCCGAUGACGACGGUAGUAAUCGAACACAGGAGCAACCAAGUUUGGUGUUAGUUCCCGUCGAUGGCGGAACGCAUGUACCUUUCGCCCCAGAUGACGCCUUUCAUGAUGGCAGCGAUGUGGCAUCGGAUGGCGAACAAGUCCCACCGGACGGUUCCGAUAGUUCCGGGGUGGGUGAAGCUGGCAGUGAAGCACUCAAAGCCCACGAGGUGAAUCUCACCGAGGAGAACCCGAUGCCGGUGUUUAGCGAGUGGGCCGAAAAGCAGAUGGCCGAAGCGGAAAAGAAGCUCGGGGAGGUGGUAAACGCUUCGGCGAUGAGAAAGGCCACAAAACCGACCGGCAGCAAGACCGGCGGGCCGUUGAAGCCUCGGGCAAAAAACUAUGCCGCCCCUGAGUGUGGGGCGAAGAUUAUCGCCUCGAACCCGGAGGCGCAGAGUACGGGCUCGGUGCUGACGGCUCCGAAGGACGAGUACCUUCUGAAUCCGUGCACGAGCAAAAUCUGGUUCGUGGUGGAACUCUGCGAACCGGUGCAGGCGGAGCGCAUCGAGUUGGCAAACUUUGAGCUGUUUUCGUCCUCACCGAAGGACUUUAGCGUGUCGGUCAGCAAUCGGUUUCCGACACGCGACUGGGCCAACGUCGGGCAGUUUACGGCGAAAGAUGAGCGCGACGUACAGAACUUCCGGCUGCAUCCGCAUCUGUUCGGAAAGUUUGUCCGGGUCGAGAUUCUGUCGCACUACAAUCAGGAGCAUUUUUGUCCCGUCUCACUGUUCCGCGUGUACGGUACGUCGGAGUUUGAGGCGUUCGAAACCGACAACACUCCGGUGCUACCGGAUGACGACGACGACGAGCAGGGCGAUGAGUUCAUCGAACCGACGGAUGUGACUGAAGAUGAUUCCGUUCCUGUCGAAGGGCAAGCGGGGUCCCCACCGAUCCCGAGUGUCAAUCGUGCCGACGAGCGGGAUGUUGAAACAGGAACACAACCGUCGGGAACAAUGGAAAGACAACGAACUGUAACGUGGCCCGGCAAACACGAUAAGGACACCGACCGACCGGAGGGGAAGCCCCGCAACCCAAACAACAUUCUAAAAUCGGCCGGCGAAGUUGUGUUGAACAUGGUGAAAAAAGCGGCCGAAGUGCUCGGCAAAUCGGGCCCCGAAACCAAUGCUUCCUCGAGCCCCGGUUCACCCACGGGCACGACGGUACGGGAUGUGGUCCUCCCGACACCGGCACCGACCGGUAAUUGCUUUACCCUAGCUUAUACGAUACGUUGCGUUAACUGUAGCGACCAUUUUCGGGCUCGACUCGAGUCCACGAUGAAUUGCAAACACAAUCUUCUGACUAGUCUGCUAGGUGUGGCGCCAAUCGGACACUCGUUCGAUCGGGCGCAGCAUUUUCUAUGUGCCAACGUGUUAGGAUUUAACUUGCCACCGGCGGCGGGCUUCGGAGCCGAGGAAGAAGAGGUGUGUUUAAACAUGAGCUACAGCGUUUUGAAUCUGCUUCCGGACUGGCUGGUGGCCAGUUUCUGCAAUAUGGUUGCGUUCGAUCGCAAACUACUACAAACAGUCAGCGGUAGCGCGCCAAGUGCCGCCGUGGAUGCCGUCGAAGAAGAUUCACCGAAGGAUCGCGCCCUGGCUGGAGACAACCCGUACAGCGAGGCCAGCGGAUCGUUGAAAGGGGAUUUGGAAAAGGGAGAAGUGCCACCUCAACAGCAGCACCACCAGUCGGCUGGCACCGAGCAGUCGGUGGUAGAAAAGCACGAACCGAUCGCCAAAGAUCGCGAUCGACCAGACUCGCGAGACGGCGGCGGGGAGGAACCCAAAGCAUCGUCACACGAAGAGCCCGAGAAAGAUGAUGUCAAUAUGUUCAACAUCGCAUCGGAAACGCCUAAGGUCGGCGACGAAGGACAAUCGAGUACGGGUGAGGGAGAUGACGGGCCAUCAGUCGCCGGACAGCAGGAGCUACAGGAAAAGGAGGAUGCUGGCACGACGCCUGGUCCCUGGGAUACUGGGAUGGAUGACGGUGCGACAGGAACGGGUCCAUCAGGGAGUGGAAGGGAGGGAACACUGGAAGGAACUUUCCACUUGCCCGCAACGGUCGCACCCACCGGUCCGGCCAAAGUGCAACCUGAAAGCGUUUUCCUACGGCUUUCGAAUCGCAUUAAGGCUCUCGAGCGAAACAUGAGCCUGUCGGGCCAAUACCUGGAGGAACUAAGCCGACGCUACCGGAAGCAGGUGGAGGAGCUGCAACACUCGUACGCCAAAACGUUGCACGAGAUUGAGGAACAGAAUCGUCGUACGCGCGAAAGUGAGGCGAGCCUCCGGGAGGUGAACGAUCAGUUGCGACAAGAUUUGGCCCAUUUCCGCGCCACGGUCAUCGAGUGGCGCAAUGUAGCGUUUGCGGUCACGGUUACCAUCAUGGUGAUGCUGUUGGCACUGCUUGCUCUGGUGCGCUCACUGAUCGUUAGCGGACGUGCCACGCAUCGGGCGACAAUCCCACAACCGGCACCGAUUCCACAAAGUGUACUGGACCUUGAGCUGGCCCAGGUUGGGCUAGACGCCAAGCCAAUUCGUGGACGGAUGCUGCGAAGAAAAUCGAUCGAUGGGAUGCCCGUAGCCAGCAGCAACUGUGCUGUUGGUGCUGGUGGUGGUUCCGGAAGUGGUUCCGGUGUCAUGCUGAUCCACGACGAAUCGCUCUCGGGAGGUGCUCCGCUUUCUCCGGCCCGGUUGCGUCAGAAGCGUCCGAGUGAAGAAGCGCUCAACAUUAGCGGAACGUACGUAAAUUUGCUGAUAGACGAUGAUGUCGAGAAGCCACUAGGGCAGCGUUCGUCUGCGAUCGUGCCGGUUGCUAGUGCUCCGACCGGCACCGAACGGAAGAAAGGUAAACAUAAGCAUCGUAAAGUGUCCGCUCCGUCAAUGAUGACCGGGUCCUCGACACCGGUGAGUGAUGGCACCGUCCUUCGACACGAACUUCCGCGACGUUCCAUUUCGAUGCUGGAGCCACAUGAUCGCGGGGAUCAUAACGGUGGUGGGCCAAGGGAACCGCCAGAGGUUGACGGUAAUCGCAUCGAAGAGUUGCCGUUGCUGGAGGAUAACGACGAGUUUAUCAUUCCUACCGCGAGCGAUCUUUCGUACGAUGAGUUUAUGCCCGGGGCUCCGCCGGGUAAAGCGGAGCCAGUGGCAAAUGGCGGCAAAGCCGAAGACGGUGCAGUGGUGGUGGUGGAAUUGGCCGAUCUUAGCGAACAACCAGGGGGCGCUUUGGAGUCAAAGCGGUUGUCCAAAACACGUCGCUUGUCCUCGCCAGCAUUCUUCAAGUCGUCCAUCUUGCGAGCGAGUAUAGGGAAAAAGCGAUCGUCAAAAACAUCAUCCGUCUCGUCAUCGUCGGAAGAUGGUCGGCGGUCGUCGAAAAAGUCGACCAACAGCAGUCACAGCGCCGGAAGCAGUAGCCACACGAGUAGCAGUAGUAACAGUAGCAACAUAAGCAGCCACAACACAACCGUCAGUUCCGAAGGAUCGGCAACGAAGCAAGCGUCGGAAAGCGGAAAGCUGACCGGUAACGGGAUUAGUAGCCCAGUGGGCUGGGAGUGGUAUCGAUUGAAGCAAAAGAAAAACGGUAUUAGUCCACCGUCUUCUAGUCAAGAUGCCCAGCAGCAGCCCACCAGCAGUCCGGGGCGGUUGAAAGGAAGAGCGGAAAGUCUCGACGAAAGUGUGUACAACGGAUCGACGGAUUCGAGAAAGCUUUCGGUGUCGUUCAAUGGCGAGCUUCCGCCCGUGAAUGGUGGCGGUUUGGAUAGGAAAGCGAGUGGAAGCAGGGGCAGCAUACGGCGACUGUUUCGACGGGUGUUCUAGUGCGUCAGGUUUCGCUGACCCCUACAUGGCCCAACAACACGCAGACACGAACUAGAUCCAUAAAGAACGAUAUUAAAAUUUAUGAUAGACUGAUGACCAUCUAAGCGAAACAUAGC